AUGGGAAAGAAUUCUGUUCCCAGUAUAUACGGAAUGAGAGCGUUCGUCGAGAGCGGGAAGCCGAACAAAGAAGAGUUCACCAAAAGCAGGAACUUUAUGAACCAGAAAGAGUUCGCCGCGAGCUGGAGCUCGACAAACAACGGAUACGCCAACAGCUACUGGAACACAAGAAGAAUCGUUACCGUGAUUGCCGGGAGUUCCUUCGAGCCUACAGAAGAAAGCUCUGAGCUCUAG
This is a messenger RNA of Alternaria arborescens, 234 nucleotides long. RefSeq lists its product as hypothetical. The transcript has a single exon. NCBI's taxonomy places the organism in Eukaryota, Fungi, Ascomycota, Dothideomycetes, Pleosporales, Pleosporaceae. The record is from RefSeq and is a predicted model, not a curated record. The coding region runs from base 1 to 234 and encodes 77 amino acids.